GGUAUUUUUUCAGAUUUGUCUGUAAUUGUUCAGACACAACGUAAAUGUAGUUACCAAUUAUUCCAUGGGCCUCUUUCCAUCACAGGGGAAGGACAAGCGGGGUUUUCCCACUGUCCUGGGACAUGAGGGCGCCGGUGUGGUGGAGAGUGUGGGACCUGGAGUCACUGAUUUCAAACCAGGUGAUAAGGUCAUUCCAGUCUCGGUCGCUCAGUGUGGAGAAUGCAGGUUCUGCAAGAGUCCAAAAACAAACUUGUGUGACCGCAACUGGAUAAAUUAUCACGUCGAUUUGAUGUCGUAUCCCACAACACGUUUCACCUGCCGUGAUCAGCCCAUACUGCAGUUCACAAACACCGGUACCUUCUCUGAAUACAUCGUCAUCAACCAGAUUUAUGUGGUCAAGAUUCAUGAUGCCCCACUCGAGCGCGUGUGUCUGCUCGGCUGCGGCAUCUCUACCGGUUAUGGAGCUGCUGUCAACACAGCUGGGGUCACACCAGGCUCAGUGUGUGCAGUGUUUGGACUGGGUGCAGUAGGUCUGGCUGCAGUCAUGGGCUGUAAAAACGCCGGAGCCUCCCGCAUCUUUGCUGUGGAUAUUAAUGAGCAGAAGUUUGAGAAGGCAAAGGUCUUUGGUGCCACUGAUUUUCUGAAUCCAAAGGCAUAUAAUAAACCCAUCUCUGAAGUACUGGCAGAAAUGACCAAUGGAGGAGUGGAUUUCUCAAUUGAGUGUGUGGGCAACACUGAAGAGAGACCACGGAGAGAGCUGCACUGGAGUCGUGUAUUAAAGGUUGGGGUGUGAGUGUUUUGGUUGGCUAUACUGAUGUAGACUUUUCAGCACAGCCAAUUCAACUCAUAUCUGGGAAAACCUGGAAGGGAACCCUAUUAGGAGGUAAGCCAGCUGUCAGAUAAUGGUUUCUAUGGCUUUCAGAGUGCAUAUCUGUGCAUGUAUUCAGUUUUGUUUACAUGAAAAAGGUUUUAAGAUCAAGGACUCUCUUCCAAAACUGGUUAAUGACUACAUGACUGGCAAAAUAAUGCUUGACGAGUUCAUAACCCACAAAAUGGAUCUGGAGAAGAUCAAUGAUGCCGUCAACCUCAUGAAAACUGGACAAUGGCACAUUUCUCACUUUUUUCUUUUUUUAAAUCUCAGGUUAAUCCUAUAAGGAAAAAAGUUCAAACUUCCCCCCCCUAUCUUACAGCAUUCGAUGCAUCCUCACUGUAUCCAAAUGAGAAUCGAGCCACCUCCACCCAACUUCUACGCCACAGUUUCAGACAAUCAGAUGGGAACGGACUGCUCAGACUUACCGCAGACACACUCAAUACUAGUUUAAAGUACAGUAACCAUUUCUGAAAGGUGUAGAAAGAACUGAAGUGAUGGAAUUAAUCUUCUGCCUGGCUAAAAUUUAGAUUGUUUCACCAAAAAGCAACAAUAAUUCAAUACAGAUGAAUCCCUUGGAUGAUCUUUUCA
This is a messenger RNA of Onychostoma macrolepis, 1459 nucleotides long. RefSeq names its product alcohol dehydrogenase 1-like. Gene Ontology annotation, biological process: formaldehyde catabolic process. The transcript has 6 exons. The record is from RefSeq and is a predicted model, not a curated record. The coding region runs from base 65 to 793 and encodes 242 amino acids. Lineage: Eukaryota; Metazoa; Chordata; Actinopteri; Cypriniformes; Cyprinidae. Gene Ontology annotation, cellular component: cytosol. Gene Ontology annotation, molecular function: zinc ion binding; S-(hydroxymethyl)glutathione dehydrogenase [NAD(P)+] activity.